This is a messenger RNA of Camelina sativa (false flax), 1536 nucleotides long. Lineage: Eukaryota; Viridiplantae; Streptophyta; Magnoliopsida; Brassicales; Brassicaceae. The record is from RefSeq and is a predicted model, not a curated record.
CUUAAUUCGGUCAUUGCUGGUAUUUCGAACUUCUGGUGCUCGGGUUUUGUCCUGCCAAAAAAGUGCAUUAGGAUCUUAAACUCACUGUCUAGUGCUUUCCUUUGGAAAGGCACGACUGAGGGUUCCCAUUCAGCAAGAGUCGCAUGGACAACAAUCACAACAGAGAAAAGUGAAGGAGGGCUGGGAAUUCGUGACUUGUUUACCUGGAACAAAGCCUGUAUGGCGAAACUCAUCUGGCUUCUCUUCUUCAGGUCAGGAUCGGUUUGGGUUGCUUGGUUCAGCGCAGCUGUCCUGUCGGAUAACCUUAGCAAAUUCUGGACUCUAAAACCUAACAGCAAAUACUCUUGGAUAACAAACAAGCUUUUAAAGAUCAGAGAUUCAGUUUAUCCAUGGAUAAAGGUGAACGUGGGAGAUGGAUCUAGUUGUCAAUUCUGGACAGACCACUGGAGUAAACUGGGAAGAAUGGAAACUUAUCUUUCAGGCGUCGGACUCUAUCAAAUAGGCAUCCCACGUGGAGCUCGACUAGCUGACUUAUGGAGACGGGGGGAUUGGAGGCUACCACCUGCAAGAUCAGAUGCGCUGGUCAAUGUGCAUAUUGAGCUCUCAACUAUCACCCUACUGCAACAUCCAGACUCUUACUGCUGGUGGAUCGAUGAUCAUCUUAAAGAUUCUCAUACAACAGGAAAUAUUUGUUCAGCUCUAAAAGAGAAGUUACCGACCGUACCUUGGCAUAGUAUUGUGUGGUUUUCUGGAGGAAUCCCUAAGCAUAAGUUCCUCACUUGGUUGUUUGUGUUGAAUAGAUGCCCAACUCGUGAUAGAAUGUUGAACUGGGGAUUGCAGGUCGAUUCCUAUUGCCUACUAUGUGCCGCCGAACCGGAGAGCCGGGACCAUCUUUUCUUUGACUGCUCGUUUGCUUGGUUGGUGUGGCGUACUGUUGCGGAGCGGUGUUUAUUUACCCCUUCUAGAUCGUGGUCUGUGAAGCUUCAGAGUCUCUUAUCAUUCAGGGGACCUCGGGUCUUAAAGAAACUCCUCCUUCUGGCCUGGCAAGCUACAAUCUACACGCUAUGGACGGAGAGCAACUAUCGGCUUCAUCGAAACAACUACAAAUCCUCUGAUCUUCUACUUCGCCAGAUUGACAACAUCGUCCGGAACAAAGCCUCAAGCUUUCGUGAUAUGAACCCGACGCUCUCUCUUGACCUUCUCCACCUUUGGUUCUCCAACUAUGCGAGGAUGAUACCCUAAUUGCAAAAACCUAAUUCCUGGCUGUGAUCUGAGAAAACAAACUUUCCACCGAUAAGUUUUCGGGUGACAAUAAUUGAAGUUGGUUUGGAGUGGUUGGCGAGCUCAACCAUUUUAUUGGUUCAAUUACAACUACUGGUUCAAGUUGUGGUUCUCUUCUAACUAGGUUUUAUCUUUUUAGCUUUACUAUUUCUACCCAGUUGGGCUUCUGUAUAUUUUAAAUUUAUCUAAGUUGCGGUGGUCCUAUAAAACCCUCAUUUGUUUUUUCUCUUAAUUUUUAAUUGAAUGCUUUUUAAU